Molecule: messenger RNA, 1327 nt
Organism: Xylaria bambusicola
Lineage: Eukaryota; Fungi; Ascomycota; Sordariomycetes; Xylariales; Xylariaceae
Exons: 1
Coding region: 606-1124 (172 amino acids)
Source: RefSeq, a predicted model, not a curated record
CUCGAGCCGGGCGGCAGCACGAGAUCUGGAUCGCGGGCUGUUCUCGAAGCGUUGCCGUCCCGAGUAGGAGAGGGACCUCGCGUUCCUCACACAAGUCGAGGCAUACACGUCCCGGCCGUGGUCGUGGUCCACGACAGGUAGGUGGGCGCUGACGGCAGCCUACCAUCAGAAUGAGACUCGGUGCCGGCUCGUCUUGGGGGAGCGACGAGGUCAACCGUUCCAGCCGGUUUGACUUCGCGAUGACGGGCGUUUCGUGGUUUGAGGACCAGAUCCAGUGAGAGCAAGAGGCCGCCAUUGUAAAAUGUUUCAAAACAACUAUGCAAGGACAGCUGUCAGUUUUUUCCCAUCUCUUUCUAUAUCAGCCCUGUAUAUAUGUGUGUGUGCUCCUACUUGGCGCUCGCUCGUCUCUGUUUCUAUUUUUAUAGUUGGCUGGAAACAGCCAUACGCGCCGUGCGUUGCGAAGGCACGAAACUGGCCACCUGGGCAUUUAAGUAGUCUUUUUUCGGCGAGGAAAUGAAAAAGUCUACCGAUGCAUACACACACACACACACACACACACACACAUAUUCAAGUGACUCAAACUAUUCUAUUACUGUCUGCAAGUCAUGUUCUCCAAGAAACACCGACAUAGGUGUACCAGAUGUGGUAGCACUCGCUCAACACGCUUCCAUCGGCGGUAUCCCGCAGGUCCCAAUCACCCAGAGGCCAAGGGCGUCUGCCGUCGAUGUCGAAUCCGAGGGGACGUGAUCGAAGUGCAAAUCCAUCACCAUCAUCAUCAUCAUCACGGCUGGCCUCAAGAGCCCGACGAAGCUCGGCCCCGGGGUCGAGGGAGCCGUGGGGCCCAUCCCCAUAUUGCGCAUAGCAUUAUGCACCCCUCUUCUGCAGCCUAUCCCCGCAUAUCGCCAGCGGCCGCUGAGCCGCCACCGGUCUAUUCGGAGCUUCCGGAUAGCCAGUCUACCUCUACAGUCCCGCGAGUUGAGCGUGUGGCCAGUCACGGAUCGCCUCCCCGGGAGCCAUGGGCAGAUCUUCGCGAAACGAGACAGCAGCCAGCAGGUGUCCUAAAGCCCGUGAUCAAACAUCUAGGCGGGCUUCUUGGGCGUCUGUUUGGAACACCCCAUGAAUGACAGCAUGAUAGGCAGGAUUCGGGCGAACAAAGGAGCAGGCAAUCUGGACUGGAAAAAGAUGCAAAGGUAGGCAAAGGUGGUCAAAGCUCUAGGAAUGUAUACAAUGUAACUUACCCCCUUAUCUUAUCUUAUCAUUUACUAGCUAUAGAGCUCCCCUAUCCUACUUUCCCCAACGUUGUAUUAUAUAAGCAGCGACUUCCUAG